Molecule: messenger RNA, 873 nt
Organism: Malania oleifera
Lineage: Eukaryota; Viridiplantae; Streptophyta; Magnoliopsida; Santalales; Ximeniaceae
Exons: 1
Coding region: 1-873 (290 amino acids)
Source: RefSeq, a predicted model, not a curated record
AUGAGGGAAGAAACCAAUGAUGAACCAUGUGAUCCUCCUUCUCUUAGUCUGGUAGUUGAUACUGAGACACCUACUUUUUCCAAGGAUAGAGCACUUCCCCAUUAUGUUGCUACAGCUCUUUACCCUAAAGCUCUUCAUGCACCCAUUAAAUCUAAUAAGGAGACCACCACUGAGUCCAUCAUGGACACAUUUAGACAAGUUAAGGCCAACAUCCCUCUUUUAGAUGUUAUCAAGCAAGUACCUGCAUAUGUCAAGUUCCUCAAGAACCUGUGCAUACAGAACCGAAAGUUAAGGGUGCACAUGAACAAACAAGUUAAGCUAGUUGAGCAUAUGAGCUCAAUUCUGUUAGGUCACUUUCCUCCUAAACUAAAAGACCCCGAAGCUCCAACCAUCUCAUGUGUAAUUGGUGAUUACAUGAUUGAUAGGGCUCUUUUAGAUUUAGGGGCAAGUUUGAACCUUCUUCUGUACUUGGUCUUUAAGAAAGUCAACUUAGGAGGGCUGAAGCCCACCCCAGUCACCUUGAAUUUUUCCAAUCAAUCAGUAAAAAGGCCCUGGAUUGUGAAAGAGGAUGCCUUGGUCAAGGUCAAUGAGUUUUACUAUCCUAUUGACUUCAUUGUCUUAGAUAUGAAACCUUCAGACCCAACCAAGGACCCAAUACCUAUCCUAUUAGAACAACCAUUCUUAGUCAUGGCUAACGCCUGCAUUCAAUGUAAGACUGGGAUUAUGAACUUUUCCCUUGGCAACAUGCAACUCUGGCUAAAUGUAUUCUACGCUUUCCAACAUCCACCUGAUCACAUUCAAGUUAUGGACAUUGACAUGAUUGAAGAAUGUGUUGAGGAAGUGGCUCCUCAAUUAUGUGGAGGCACCCUUUAG